AUGAAGCUUGCCCUGGCAGCCCUGACAAGGGCCUGGAUACACACACUCUCUCUUUUCUGUGCUCCAGCAUCUACAGAGGUCUGCCUGAACUUUCUACAUGUCAUUGAAAACCUCUUCAUGGGCAUGCUUCCCAGCUAUGAGGCUGCCCUUGAACCCUUCAGCCCUGAGGAAGACAUGAAAAAUGCAGGGGCCCAGUUGAAGAUGCUGGUGGACACCCUCCCCCAAAAGGCCCAGGACAGCAUGAUAACGCUCACGGUACACGGCUCCCUCCACUCCCACUGCCCAGUGGAGGAUUUCCCACAUCCCUCAGCUGCAGUGUCAACUCCCUUUGGGGACCCUUUUCUAAUCCAGAGAGGAGAGUCACAGUGCAAAUAUCCCCAGGGAGCAGGUGGCCAGACCAGCUUCUAG
Molecule: messenger RNA, 408 nt
Organism: Delphinapterus leucas (beluga whale)
Lineage: Eukaryota; Metazoa; Chordata; Mammalia; Artiodactyla; Monodontidae
Source: RefSeq, a predicted model, not a curated record